Messenger RNA from Galeopterus variegatus (Sunda flying lemur), 303 nucleotides. It is a transcript of the gene DEFB127, whose product is annotated as defensin, beta 127. The coding region runs from base 1 to 303 and encodes 100 amino acids. Gene Ontology annotation, biological process: innate immune response. NCBI's taxonomy places the organism in Eukaryota, Metazoa, Chordata, Mammalia, Dermoptera, Cynocephalidae. Gene Ontology annotation, cellular component: extracellular region. The transcript is spliced from 2 exons. The record is from RefSeq and is a predicted model, not a curated record.
AUGAAGCUCUUACUGAUCAUUGCAAUACUGCUGUUCCAGAAACCCACAGUAACUGAACAACUUAAAAAGUGUUGGGGUAACUAUGUACAAGGAAACUGCAGGAAAAUCUGCAAAAUAACUGAAGUACGUGAGGUACUAUGUCAAAAUGGGAGAUAUUGUUGCCUCAGUAUCAGGGAACUGGAAGCACGUAAAAAAAUUACAAGGCCACCUCGUCCAAAGCCACUAACAUAUGCGCUGACUCUUCCUCAAGACUAUUAUCCAGUGAUUGAAACUUCCUCAAACCCCAAGAUAAAUUCUACAUAA